AUGUUUGGAAAUGACAUUUCAAAGGCAAAAGAUCAACAAAAGAAAAUAAUAGUGGCUGAAGAGGAAUCAAUGGCAAGGCAACAAAGUGCUUGCAAGAAGACAAAAAGAAGUCCUUUGUGCCAAUCAAUGUUAAUUAGUGAAUUUCUUGAAAAAAAUGGAAAAGAUGUUGAGAAGGAGAUGGAAAACUUAAUUGAAGAUGAGGAAAACAUUGUUUUAGAAGAACAAGAACAAGAAGAAAAUGUGGAAUGUGAGGGAGACACGGAAAAAAAUGGAACAACUAAGAAAAGAACACGGGGACCAACGCGCUGUUUAAAAAUAUAUGCAAGAGAUGUCAAAGACCGUCAAGAAGUUACUCUAGAUGACUUUGGAGAGCCAAUUGGACCUAAUGACCAAACUGUUUCUGACUUAGGCUAUUUCCUCGGAACUAUAGCAAGGAAUGCAAAUUUUUGUCCAUUGAUCUAUACAAAUUUCAAAGAGUUGCUUAAAGAUGAAACAGAUCCUAAGCAUCAUAAUUAUCAUAUUUAG
Messenger RNA from Lathyrus sativus (Indian pea), 525 nucleotides. Lineage: Eukaryota; Viridiplantae; Streptophyta; Magnoliopsida; Fabales; Fabaceae. The record is from the annotation of a GenBank genome assembly.